Xenopus laevis (African clawed frog) is the source of this 2403-nucleotide messenger RNA. RefSeq names its product extracellular calcium-sensing receptor. The transcript has 6 exons. Bases 1 to 2403 code for a protein of 800 amino acids. NCBI's taxonomy places the organism in Eukaryota, Metazoa, Chordata, Amphibia, Anura, Pipidae. The record is from RefSeq and is a predicted model, not a curated record.
AUGACAAAGAAGGAUCAACGUGGCUUAAUGUUCCUUAUUGAAUUCUAUCAACAUUUCCAGGCCUUAAGGUUUGCAGUGGAGGAGAUAAACAAAAACCCAGCCCUCCUUCCUAACAAGACCCUGGGUUUCUAUGUCUAUGACUCUUGUGCAGCUCUUAGAAGGGAGAUAGAGGGAACACUGUGGAUUCUGAGUGGUAGGAGCCAGGAAAUACCCAACUAUUGCUGCAGACAAAAUCCUCCUCUAGCUGCUAUCAUCGGCCACUCAAAGUCCACCUAUUCCAUCCUCAUGGCUCACAUCCUAGGAUUGUACAAAUAUCCACAGAUCAGCUACUAUUCAACCAGCUCUCUCUUGAACGACAGAACGCUCUUCCCCUCCUUUUUCAGAACCGUCCCAAGUGAUGCCUUUCAGUUCAAGGGACUGGCAAAGUUGGUGCUGCAUUUCAAGUGGACAUGGGUGGGGCUGAUAGCUACUAAUGAUGAUUAUGGUAAUGAGGCAAUAAAGAUCAUCACUCAGGAAAUAGUAAAAGAAGAAGCAUGUGUUGCCUACACAGUAUACAUCACAUCCAACCUGGUCUCCAGAACAAUAACAAACAUUGUAAAUAUUAUAAAGGAGUCAAGUGCAAAUGUGGUUAUAGCCAUCUCGGUUGGUGCUUACUUAGCUCCACUUCUGGAUGAGAUGAUUAAACAGAAUGUAACUGGGAAGAAUUUUGUUGCCAGUGAAGCUUGGUCCAUUUCAAACCUUUUAUCAUCAGCAAAAUACUCCCCCAUUCUCUCUGGAACUAUUGGUUUUGCUUUUCAAAGCUCAACAAUUCCAGGAUUUCAAGACUAUCUCAAUGUCAUUAAUCCUUACAACACCCCAGGCAUAACCUGGGUACAAAUGCUCUGGGAAGAAACUUUUGGUUGUACAUUUUCUGUCCUGACCAACCAAACUAUGGCCAUGAAUAAUAUUAAAAAAAAAUGCACAGGAGAGGAAAGUCUAGAAGGCAUUCAAAAUGCCUAUAAUGAUGUGUCCAAAUUAAGAGCUUCCUACAAUAUCUAUACUGCCAUGCAUGUAAUUGCCCAAGCUCUGCAUGACUUCAGCCAAUGCCAGCCAUUAUUUGAAGAUUAUUGUUCAGAUUCAGGAAGUUUCAAACCACAUCAGUUACUACAUUAUUUUAAGAACGUCCGGGUAAAGCUAAGCAACAAUAGGGAUGUUUUCUUUGAUAAGUAUGGAAACCCACCAGCUGUAUAUGAUAUAGUCAACUGGCAGGUUGGGUCAGAUGGUUCCAUAAAACAUGUGAAAGUUGGAAGCUAUGACACUCUGAAUUCUUCUGGAGAUAUAUUUAGCCUUGAUACAAGUUCACUAAGUUGGGGGACAGUAAAUCAGGAGACUCCACGUUCUGUGUGCAGUUACAAUUGUCCAAUAGGGUUUAAGAAAUUAAUAAGGAAGGGAGAACCUGUGUGCUGCUAUCAUUGUGUUCCCUGUGCUGAAGGAGAGGUCUCUAAUCAGACAAAUUCCAUUGAGUGUUGGAAGUGCCCCUGGAACAUGUGGCCCAACAGUGCUAGAGACAAAUGCUUUCCUAAACCCAUUGAGUUCCUUUCCUAUGAAGAUCACCUGGGGUUGACCCUAGCAGCUACCAGUGCUUUCUCCUCUAUGGUGCCAAUGUCUAUUUUUCGUCUUUAUAUUAAUUAUAAAGACACCCCAAUUGUGAGAGCCAAUAACUAUUCAGUGAGUUGUAUUCUCUUAGUAUCGCUGUCUUUCUGCUUCCUCUCUGCUUUGGCUUUCAUUGGUUACCCCCAACCUGAGAAAUGUCUUCUACGUCAGGCUGCAUUUGGCCUUGUCUUUGCCCUCUGUGUAUCCUGCAUUUUGGCCAAAACUAUUAUUGUUGUUUUUGCCUUCAUGGCCACUAAACCUGGGAGCAGCCUCAAAAAAUGGACAACUCCACGUGUGCCCUACAUGAUCAUUACUAUCUGUACCCUUGUACAAUUCAUUAUGUGUGUUACUUGGUUUUCUAUCUUUCCUCCUUUCCCACAAUACAAUACUGAAGCCAAACCUGGAAUCAUUGUUGUAGAGUGCGAUAAAAACUCUCAGUUUGCCUUUUGGUGCAUGCUGGGAUAUCUUGGAUUUUUAGCCUCUGUCAGUUUCACUGUAGCUUUUCUGGCCAGGAGGCUCCCUGACAACUUCAAUGAAGCCACAUUUAUAACGUUCAGUAUGUUGGCCUUCCUCAGUGUCUGGGUGUACUUUAUUCCAGCCUCUCUCAGUGCCCAGGGCAAAUUUACCAUUGCCAUGGAGGUGUUUGCUAUUCUGACUUCCAGCUGGGCCAUUGUGGUUUGCAUGUUCCUCCCAAAAUGUUUCAUUAUACUGUUUAGACCAGAAAAGAACUCCAGAGAAAACAUCAUGGGCAAAUGGAAAGGCACAAAAUAA